AUGAUUCAACAACCACCCACUUUUAAUUUUAUUAUCACUCGUCCACACAAUAAACCAGCAAAUACAUGUACAAGAAAAGGCCCGCCUUCUAUCUUGAUUGACUUUACAGCCAUGACAUUAUGUGAUUUAUUACCAGCCCAUCCUAAAAACGCCAGCAUACGCAGAUCAUUACCUGAACUCGUCUUCUUUGUUCAAAAAGUAACUCACCAAGCUGACAUCAAUUGCAGAACUCUCUUAGUCGCCUUGAUAUACUUGCAAAGAGCCAAAUCCAACUUACCAAAGAGAGCUGUUGGCAGUGACGAUACAAAUCACCGCAUGUUUCUUGGCGCAUUAUUAUUAGCAUCCAAAUUUUUAAAAGACUCAGCCUGGACAACACACACUUUAACCAACAGAAGACUUUACGAGAUCUGUGGUGGAUUAUUUUCAAUGAAAGAAAUCUAUCAACUCGAACGCGCCUUCUUAAAGUUAAUUCAAUACAACUGUUGGGUCGACGACCAAGGCUUGAAUCAAUUUGUUCUCAAACAUCGACAAGAUCUUUCUAUUUAA
Molecule: messenger RNA, 546 nt
Organism: Rhizopus microsporus ATCC 52813
Lineage: Eukaryota; Fungi; Mucoromycota; Mucoromycetes; Mucorales; Rhizopodaceae
Exons: 2
Coding region: 1-546 (181 amino acids)
Biological process (GO): regulation of cyclin-dependent protein serine/threonine kinase activity
Cellular component (GO): nucleus; cyclin-dependent protein kinase holoenzyme complex
Molecular function (GO): cyclin-dependent protein serine/threonine kinase regulator activity; protein kinase binding
Source: RefSeq, a predicted model, not a curated record